This is a messenger RNA of Fusarium keratoplasticum, 1572 nucleotides long. Its product is annotated as MFS domain-containing protein. Lineage: Eukaryota; Fungi; Ascomycota; Sordariomycetes; Hypocreales; Nectriaceae. Bases 1 to 1572 code for a protein of 523 amino acids. The transcript has 5 exons. Gene Ontology annotation, biological process: transmembrane transport. The record is from RefSeq and is a predicted model, not a curated record. Gene Ontology annotation, molecular function: transmembrane transporter activity.
AUGCCUGCUUGGAAAUACGCCUUCAGCCUAAGCCUUGAAGAGGUCAAGAAUGCAACCCCACCGGGAACAGUACAACUUAUUGGCCAUCAAGAGACAGAAAACGGCCAUGUAGUCGACGAGGUCCGCAAAUUGCCGCAGCCGUCUCCAGAUCCUGCGGAUCCUCUUAACUGGACCUUGCUACGCAAGAGUAUGGUCUUGGCCACGGCUUCGCUCUAUGCGUUCGUGGCCAAUUUCACCAGCUCGUGUAUUGCACCGGCACUCCAGUUGUGGAGCAUAACAUUCUCAAAUGAUCAUCGAUCAUUUGCACAACUCACAUAUUUGAUAGCUGUUCACGUCCUGUUUCUUGGGACGGCGAAUAUAUGGUGGGUUCCACUGGCCAACGUCUUCGGCCGCCGGCCUGUGAUGAUCUUGGCCACUCUGGUCAUGACACUCGCAAGCGUCUGGUGUGCAAUAGCAUCUUCGUAUAAUUCCCUCAUUGCGGCCCGGAUCUUCCAAGCUAUUGGUGGCGCCGCGGCGGACACCGUCGCCCCAGCUCUUUUGGGUGAUAUCUACUUUGUCGACGAGCGAGGAAGAGCCCUGGCCGUUUAUACUAUCUUUCUCUGUACCGGCCCUCUUGUAGGUGGGAUUGCUGGGGGCUACAUCGGCUUCGAUUUGGGAUGGGAUUACAUCUUCUGGAUCUGCACCGGUCUCUCCGGAGCAUGCUUCGUCGCUUCUAUGCUUUUUGUUCCAGAAACUCUCUACUCACGCAUUGCUCCCACUGACAGCAAUGGGCAAUCUGACAAUAUCUCGGUUAAAGAAACCACAGCGACUCGUCUCGAGAACGCGGACCCAGAGAGCUACCCCUCGUAUACAAUUGCCCGCACCCUGGCUUUACACAGGCCAAGAGGAAAACUACUUCCGCAGUUUUUGCGGCCAUGGCUUACCUUGAAGUUUCCGGCAGUUUGGGUUGUCAUGUUGCAUUAUGCUGGGCUAGUCGGCGGUGUUGCGGCCAUUUCUGUCGUCGGCAUCCAGUUGGUUGCCUCACCACCGUAUCUUUGGGGUGCUAAUGCUGGACUCUUGCAAAUUGGCGCUCUCAUAGGCUCGCUUCUCGCACUCUUGUAUACCUAUAUCUCGUCCGACUCGGGGCUCAAGCGUCGAGCGAAGCAUGAAACCAACGGAUUGGCCGAGGCCGAAGAUCGUCUACCUGCGAUGUUCCCGUGCCUAGCUAUUGCUACGGCCGGAUUUUUGGUCUUUGGGUUCUGUGGUCAGCAUCCAAGCCAGCAUGGCUGGGUUGGUCUUGAGGUCGGGUUCGGGAUGCUGGCCUUUGGUCUUAUGCAAAUCCCUAGCAUUGGAUUUACCUACAUUAUUGACUCCUAUGAGACCUUGGCGGCAGAUUGCUUUGUUAUCGUUGCAAUUCUGCGCUCAAUUAUUUCCUUCGCUUGGACCUUUUUCGUAGCCGAAUGGGUUGAGAAAAAAGGCGCAGCUGAGGCUUUCGGAAUAUUUGGCUUGCUGAUGGGGAUAUUUGCACUUCUUACCGUCCCACUCUGGAAGUACGGUAAAAGGAUCAGGAUUGCAACGGCUGCCUUGGUAUAG